GUGGUUCUGUCCAAUGUUUUAAAGCCUCCUUCCUGAAACUGUUCAGACCAGACAAGGAAAAAGUGCAACACGACAGAGUUUGUAUUCUGAAACCACUGGACUUUUCUGGGUGACUAUGACCCGACGGAGCAGGUCCUUUCUGCUGUUAAUUCUGUUUGGGAUUCAGGCUGCUGUUUUGGUUUCAGCUUAUUCCAGAGAGCAUCUGGUGCGACAAAAAAGAGAGUGGGUGGUCCCUCCAAAACCCCUGAAGGAGAAUGAGGACCACACCCAGAAGCUAUCUAUUGCCAAGAUCCGAUCGGACCAUGCAGGGACGGAAAAAAUUACUUAUUCCUUAGAGGGCAUCGGAGCAAAUCAGUACCCUUUUCAUGUGUUUGUGGUUGACCCUAAUACUGGAGAUGUCCGUGUGACCAAAAUCCUUGACAGGGAGGACAUCGCCCUAUACAACCUUUCAGGUGUUGCUCAUUUUCAAAAUGGAAGUGAAGCAGAGGAACACAUUUACCUGGACAUUAGGGUUUUGGAUGAAAAUGACAAUCCUCCAAUAUUUCCUUCAAAGAUGGAAGCUAAAGUGUAUGAACUCAGCCCUCCAGGAACUUCAGUUAUACAAAUCACUGCCACUGAUAGAGAUGAUCCAGAAACAGCCAACGCUAAGAUCGCCUACUCCAUCAUAGACCAGAAACCCCGCAAAGACUUUGGCAUUAGCAAGGACGGCAAGAUCUAUGUCAGCAAUUCUAACUUGGACAGAGAAGAAGAAGAUACAUACAUUCUAACAGUGACUGCUGCAGAUCUAUACGGUGAGCCAGGUGGACACAUUACAACAGGCACCAUCACUAUCAAAAUCCAAGAUGUCAAUGACAAUCCUCCAACUCUAGAAAAAUCUGAAUAUGAGGCAACCAUUUUGGAGAACACAGAGAAUGUUGAGGUGAUGAGGCUCAAAGCAGAAGACCUGGACGAAGAGAACACAGACAACUGGGAUGUUGUUUAUGAAAUCGUCAAAGGGAACGAGGCCGGAUAUUUCAGCAUAAAAAAAGAUCCCAUAACCGGCGAAGGCAUCUUAAUGCUUGAUAAGGCUGUGGACUUUGAGGAUGUAAAAAACCUCGACCUAGGGCUAGCGGUGCGCAACAAGGCCCCCAUGUUUGAUGGAUCUAUUCCCAAUGGUGGAGCUAGUAUUGGUUUUGGAGGAGGUCCCAGUGGUGCCAGUGGUGCCAGUGGUGCCAGUGGUGCCUCUGGUGCCAGCGGUGCCAGCGGCUCCAGCAGCUCCGGCGGCGCCACUGGAGCCAGUGGUGCCUCUGGUGCCAGUGGCGCCAGCAGCUCCAGUGGCUCCAGCAGCUCCUCUGGAACCGGUGGAUCCGGUGGAAAAUUCAAAACCUAUCCAAUCAAAAUCAAUGUGAAGAACCAGGCAGAAGGACCACAUUUUGAACCAGCAGUCAAAGCUAUUCCAGUCACAGAAGGAAGCGAGUCCUUCACCGUUGGUCAAGUCAUCUCCAGUUAUCCUGCAAUGGAUAAAGACACUAAGAAACCAGCAGAGAACGUCAAAUACUUAAAAGGAAACGACCCUAACAACUGGAUUACCAUUGACCCUGACACAGCGGAAAUAAAACUGAUGAAGGUGCCUGACAGGGAAUCUCCAUUGCUGGUUAACGGAACAUAUUUUGCUGAAAUUCUCUGCAUUUCAGAAGAUAUGCCGGAAAAAACAGCAACUGGCACUAUUGCCAUCCAAGUAGAGGAUUUUAACGACCACUGCCCCACGCUGACCAGUGAAGUCCAGUCCAUGUGCACAACCAAAGACAGCGUCAUUGUUAAUGCCCAAGAUGAAGAUGCAUUUCCUAAUGCAGCGCCGUUUGAGUUUAUCAUCAACCCAAAAGGCACAGAGGGAAAAUGGCACGUGGAGCGCUACAACGAGACUGCAGCUAUUUUGAGGGUGGAGGAGGAGCCUUGGCCUGGUGUCUAUAAACUGAUGGUGGAGGUGAAAGACCAGCAGGGAAAGUCUUGUGAAACCCCACAAAAGUUGGAUGUCCAUGUCUGUGUCUGCGAGGAUGGAGUUGUCUGUGCAAACCGAGCCUACAUGGGUGAGACUGAGAAGCUGUCGGAGCUUGGAGCUGCAGCCAUCGGCCUGCUUUUUCUGGGACUGCUGCUUUUACUGCUCAUUCCUUUGUUGAUGUUCCUCUGCCAGUGUGGAAGUGCGGCUAAAUAUAAGGACCUCUUUACUGAUGUGCCUUAUUCUACAAAAUCUCAUCUCAUUCACUAUGACACUGAAGGCCCCGGAGACAAUGUGGAAGCUGCUGCUUUGCUGACCUUACCAACACAGAAUAUAAAGGGUGUGGAUCUACAAUAUGUAGAAGCUCUGCCAGGGGCUGGAUUUGAAAUGCAGCAAUCAGUGGCUUCCAUGAAUCAGGGCAUGUUCCAAGGUGUGUCCUCAAAUGGAUCUCAGACAAUCAUUAAGAAGCGGGAGUCAAACAGCAGAGGGCAGCAGAGUCAGGGUGGAAAAGGUUCUUUCCAAAAGUCUGAAGUCUCGCGUGGUCAAAAGGUUCAUGUGAUCAGUGGUGCAUCCGGCGGCUCUGAGGGAAGCACCUCUUCCUACACCCUUACUACAUCCGCCAACAAUGGAGUAGUUGUUGGGCAGAAGCACAGAGUAAUCAACUAG
Molecule: messenger RNA, 2641 nt
Organism: Cyprinodon variegatus (sheepshead minnow)
Lineage: Eukaryota; Metazoa; Chordata; Actinopteri; Cyprinodontiformes; Cyprinodontidae
Product: desmoglein-2-like
Exons: 14
Coding region: 116-2641 (841 amino acids)
Biological process (GO): homophilic cell-cell adhesion
Cellular component (GO): desmosome; plasma membrane
Molecular function (GO): calcium ion binding
Source: RefSeq, a predicted model, not a curated record